Molecule: messenger RNA, 2283 nt
Organism: Penaeus monodon (black tiger shrimp)
Lineage: Eukaryota; Metazoa; Arthropoda; Malacostraca; Decapoda; Penaeidae
Product: TRPM8 channel-associated factor 3-like
Source: RefSeq, a predicted model, not a curated record
AGUACAGCUGAAAUGAGCAGAUAAGGCGAUGGGGGGAAGGGUGCGUGUGCCUUCACAGGUGUUUCUCUUAACAUGACUCAGUUGUUACUACAGCGACACAUAUGUGCAAGAGGGAGAGUAUCCUGGUUGUAGGCGACCGCCUUGCACGCGAAAAAAGAGGAACCAUCUACAACUAAAAUGACGAGAAGAUAUUGAUAAGUACGAAAUAAGGUUUUAUAGAUACGCCCCAUCAGCUUUGGAAGAACGAUUUAUCUACACGCAUUCGUUUGGAUUUCAAGGUCACGAGAGAACAGCGGAGACGAGAAUGGCUACGGAGGCAGGCAUCAUGUCAUGCGAAGCCGCCGCGCCCGAGAAAGAGGGAAUCUAUCUCAUUAGUCGCUCUGUCGAGGGAAGCCUGGCCGUCAUAAACGGCUCGACGCCUGAGGAUGCAGUCGUCGUGGCAGCGAGGCCCGACUGCAGCGAGAAGCAGCAGUGGUACAACUGCGACGGGCAGUGGCAGUGGGGCGGGGAUCGCUCGCUGUGCCUGGCUCCGGCGCCCGACGGGGACGCUGUGGGGCUGGCCAAGUGCAGCUCCUCGUCCGCCAGGUGGCUCUUGGACGCCGAGGGCAGGAUGACCAUCGACUCUCGCGCUCUGGCUGUGCCAAAAAGGUUCAACGAACCUCUAGUUCUAAAGCACAUCAACGAGAGCAACCACGAAAAGUGGUGGACAGAUGCCCAACUGAAGGCGUCAUUAAAGGGCGUGAAGCCAGCGGUGUAUCCCAUCGCUGCUGACGACACCACCACGUACGAGCAGGAGAUUGCUCGGGGCAUCCUGAACCGGAUUGCGCCGCUGAACGAGCCAUUGCCGUACCCGCGGGACGUGGCCAGGUUUCCCGGUGCUGUCAACGACGCCACACUGCGGGUGCACAAAACCGUCACGCUGGACCUCUCCGUGCUGGGCCAGCCCAGCAACCUGCGCAUGAUGAAACCUCGUGAUUGGCAGGCCACCGACCUGUACGUUGCAGCGGGAGACGUUUUCCAGGUUGAUCUCCCGGAGACUCUGUCGCCGCAGCGGGCGGAGCAGAUCGGGAUUCUCGUCGGCGCCCACACCGACAGGCUCACCCCCCAUUCGGGCACCGUGCGACACAAACACUUCUGGCGGAUGCCGACGAUCACAGAGACGUUCAAAGUCCAGCCAGGGCAAAGUCACCUGCGGAGUCAGUACGGAGGGAGACUCAUUUUUACGUUCAAAAACGGGGAAAACUUCAAAGUCGACGCCGUCGUGUCGAACGUCGUGGAAGCGCCAUACUUUCGGCUGGGAAAGACGACUCCUGACGAAUGGGAGAAUCUGAAGAAGCUCGAUGCCCCUCAAGCUCUCUUCGAGAGCAACAGGGUCGUGGUUGUGGUGAAAAGCAAAGUCAUUCGCGAACUGCCUUUCCCUGACCAGCUGAUGCAGCGGUACGAGCAGGUAAUUGACAGCCACAAUGACCUCGCCGGAUUUAGCGAAGAUGACCCACCCCCGAGGGCAAAAUUUUGGCUGGUAAACGACAUCCAGAUUACGGCGGGCUCGGCGCACGCGGGCUUCCCGGUGAUGGUUGGCCCGUGCAGGAACCUGGCCUCCCUUCACACGCCCUACUGCUGGUGCGUCUGGCACGAGCUCGGCCACGAUUACCAGCAGGCGCACUACUGGUCGUACGCCUACGGGAGCGAGACAACCGUCAAUCUUUUUUCCCUGCAUGACGAAGAACGUUUUUUCCAUAGAGAUCAGCUAAAGGACAGCGGCCUUUAUCGCAAGACAGCCGCGAAAGUCGACGACGGCAUGACAUUCAGCCACGCCAACUGCUGGCAGAAGCUCGUGUUCCUGAUGGAGAUCAAGUACUACUUCCCUGACGUCGGCUGGGACAUGUACCGCCAGCUGAACCGAACGACGCGGGCGCUGUCGGAGGAGGAGGCCCACCACCUCGCCACCCACCACCAGUCGCAGAUCGACUACCUGUACAAGAACCUGAGCAAAAGCGUGUCCCACGACCUGAUCCUAACGAACGACCGCUGGGGCAUCAAGAUCAGCCAGGAGGCGCAGCAGGAGAUACAGAGCCUCGGGCUACCCAAGGCGCCGGCUGAUCUGUCCAUCAGGGAUUAAGGAGCACCUACGACCUUAGGUUCUUGGCCUGAAUCAGCGGAAUGUUUGAUUUACGUCAUUCUUGGAUUUUCAUUUGAAGUGUCAUCUGCGUUUAUAUUAAGUUAAUCUAAUUCUAAGGAGGUUUGGGGUUUUUACAUUGCGUGACGUUAGGAAAAUCACUACGA